UAAUAUGCGUGAAUUUUUUGUUUUUGCUGACGUCUAUUUCUUUCAGAUAAAAAGGGGUAAAGAAAAUAACUUUGAAUUGAAAGAGUUUUGAAAUGUCUCCUUUACAUAAGGAUUUAAAUAAUUUAAGCAAGCCUAAGGCAUUGUGGCAUCCUUCAGGAAGAUAUAUUUCUGAGGAUUCAAACAUAAAAUGUUUCAUGCGCUCUGUUAAUGAGGACUUCAAUCUUGCAAUUGAAAGCUACAAAGAGUUAUACGAUUGGUCAAUAGAAAACUAUUCUGACUUCUGGAGUCACUGGUGGAAGAGAGGUGGCUUUAUUAGCUCACAUCCUCCUUCACAAACUGUAACGGAACACAAGAGUAUUGCUGAGCUGCCCAGGUGGUUUGUUGGGGCACGGCUCAACUUUGCUGAAAACCUCCUGCGCUUCAGGGAUGAAAGUCCAGCCAUCAUUGCACUGAGUGAGGGCGUGACAACUCCUUUCCGACAAACUUACCGUGAACUGUACGAGUCAUCACAGCAAUGGGCCAGAGCCUUACGCAGAGCUGGGGUAAAAGAAGGCACCCGUGUGGCCGGCUACCUACCCAAUGGCUGUGCUGCUGUCCAUGCCAUGCUUGGUGCCACCACCCUGGGUGGAGUUUGGUGCUCUGCAUCUCCAGACUUCGGAGUGACUGGAGUGCUUGACCGACUUCAGCAAGUGCAACCUGAAGUACUUGUGUCUGUUGAAGCAGUUAUUUAUAAUGGCAAGGUACACGAUCACCUGGACAAGCUACGCAGAGUGGCGGCCUCCCUGCCCAGCCUGAAGCUGGUCAUUGUCGUGCCUUUCGUACACCCUGCUGGGGAGGUGGAUAUCAGCAACGUUCCUCAUGCGGUGCUGAGUGAGGACUUCCUGACAUCAGUUACGACUGACGAAGUCGUGUCCUUUGCGCAAGUCGCGUUCGACGCGCCGCUCUUCAUCAUGUUCUCCUCCGGCACGACCGGGGCGCCGAAGUGCAUCGUGCACGGCGUGGGGGGCACCCUCAUCCAAAUUACGAAGGAACAUCAGCUGCACUGCGACCUCAGAAGGGAUGACGUCGUCACCUACUACACCACGACCGGCUGGAUGAUGUGGCAGUGGUUGGUGACUGCACUACACAGUGGCUGCAGUGUGCUGCUCUACGACGGCUCCCCACUCCUGCCCCACCCCGCCACACUCUUCGACCUCGUCGACGCAUAUGGCAUCACGGUGCUGGGCACGGGCGCCAAGUGGCUGGCGGUGCUGGAGAGCAAGGGCGUGGCCCCCGUGACGACGCACGACCUCGGGUCCCUGCGCUGCAUCCUGUCGACGGGGUCACCCCUCACCGAGGCCUCCUACAGCUACGUCUACACCUCCGUCAAGCAGGACCUCCUCCUGGGCUCCAUCUCAGGAGGCACGGACAUUAUCUCGUGCUUCAUGGGGAGCUGCGGCCUGCUGCCCGUCUACCCUGGGGAGGUGCAGUGCCCUCUGCUGGGCAUGGCCAUCCAGGUCUGGGGGAGUGAGGGGCAGCGGGUGUGGGACGAGGCAGGGGAGUUGGUGUGCACGCAACCCUUCCCCUCGAUGCCCACCCACUUCUGGGGCGACGUCGGCCACGCCGCCUACACCCGCGCCUACUUCACCAGGUACCCAGGCGUAUGGACGCAGGGCGACUACUGCGUACAGAGCAGCCAUACGCACGGCCUCGUCAUGCUGGGGCGCAGCGACGGCGUACUGAACCCUUGCGGCGUACGCUUCGGCAGCGCUGAGAUAUAUGCAGUCGUGGAGGGGUUCGUGGAGGUGGAGGACAGCGUGUGCGUGGGACAGCGCCGCGCCCGCGAUGGUGAGGAACGCGUCGUCCUCUUCCUUAAACUGCGGCAGCAGCAGCAAGAAGAGCAGCUGCCUCAGCAGCAGUUGUCAGCUGAUCUGAAGAAGAAGAUCGCCAGCGCCAUCAGGGAGCGACUGUCAGCUCGACAUGUGCCGGCAGUCAUGCUGCCAGUUGCAUGUACCUCGACCUGCCUGACCUGCAGGGCUGGCAGUGACCUGUACCGCGACCUGCCUGACCUGCAGGGCUGGCAGUGA
Messenger RNA from Hyalella azteca, 2066 nucleotides. RefSeq names its product acetoacetyl-CoA synthetase. The coding region runs from base 93 to 2066 and encodes 657 amino acids. Gene Ontology annotation, molecular function: acetoacetate-CoA ligase activity. Gene Ontology annotation, cellular component: cytosol. The record is from RefSeq and is a predicted model, not a curated record. Gene Ontology annotation, biological process: lipid metabolic process. NCBI's taxonomy places the organism in Eukaryota, Metazoa, Arthropoda, Malacostraca, Amphipoda, Hyalellidae. The transcript is spliced from 13 exons.